AUGACACCUAAGAAGAUUAUCAUUGAUACUGACCCGGGUAUUGAUGACAUCCUUGCCCUACUGCUUGCUCUGUCUGCCAAGCCAGAGGAUGUUGAGGUUCUGCUAAUUUCUUUGACUUUUGGUAAUAUCGAAGUAAAGAGCUGUCUUCGCAAUGCGGUGUCCAUGUUCCACAUCCUCGAGCGGGAGAUGCAGUGGCGUCGUGAUAACGGCAAGCCAGAAGGCUACGGUGCUCUGCGUGCUUCUCGCCCAAUAGUCGCAGUUGGUGCAGAGGAUCCAUUGGAAAACCAGAAGAUGCUCGCAGAUUACUUCCACGGAACCGAUGGCCUUGGCGGCAUCCAUGCCACUCACCCUCAUCUCACACCCAGCACCGCCUGGGAGCAUCUCUUUGAUCCGACGUUGGAUCCCGAGGGCAUCCAACCAGUGCAGACAGGCGCCGGCCCUGAUGACCAUUCUUAUAUUCCCUCCAGACUUCCUGCCCAUAAGGAAAUUCUUCGGGCUCUCCGCGCGAAUGAGCCCGAUACCAUCACCAUUGUGGCCGUUGGACCGCUUACCAAUCUGGCUUUGGCUGCCGCAGAGGAUCCAGAGACUUUCCUCCGUGUCAAGGAGGUUGUUGUCAUGGGCGGUGCUAUCAAUGAGCCUGGAAAUGUCACCCCAGUUGGCGAAUUCAAUGCUUAUGCGGAUGCCGUCGCCGCUGCCCGAGUAUUCGCCCUCACAUCACCCAAUCCCAACUCAACCUUGCCAUUGACGACUAGCACCCUGCUACAACCUUAUCCGGCAAAUCUCAGCAAGCAAUUGACUCUGCGCCUUUUCCCUCUGGAUAUUACUUUGCGUCACAACCUCUCCCGCGGUCAGCUCCGCAAAGCCGUCGACCCGCUUCUCUCUGCCGGUUCUCCUCUGGCUGAGUGGGUCAAUGCAUUCAUGGGACAUACGUUCCGCACUUUGGAGCGUCUACACCCGGGUCAAGUUGGAGAUAAUGCUGAGUUGAGUAUGCACGAUCCAGUCUGUGUCUGGUAUGCCCUCACGGCCGAGGAUCCCAAAUGGGUCCCUUCGGCCAACUCCCCCGAGGACAUCCGUAUUGAAACAUCGGGACAGUGGACUCGUGGUAUGUGUAUUACUGACCGCAGAAAUCGCCAUAAGAUCGAAAGUGAUGUCGAGAGCUCGAGUGAUCAUGGCCUGUGGUUGAGUGCUCGAGCUGGUAACCGUAUUUUGCGAAUGGAUGGAUCGCCCGCGGAAGCCAACUUUGGCCAGAUUAUGAUUGAAAAUCUGUUUGGUUAG
Penicillium odoratum is the source of this 1275-nucleotide messenger RNA. RefSeq names its product putative nucleoside hydrolase. The transcript is spliced from 6 exons. Gene Ontology annotation, biological process: purine nucleoside catabolic process. Gene Ontology annotation, molecular function: purine nucleosidase activity. NCBI's taxonomy places the organism in Eukaryota, Fungi, Ascomycota, Eurotiomycetes, Eurotiales, Aspergillaceae. Gene Ontology annotation, cellular component: cytosol. The record is from RefSeq and is a predicted model, not a curated record. The coding region runs from base 1 to 1275 and encodes 424 amino acids.